This is a messenger RNA of Phialemonium atrogriseum, 285 nucleotides long. RefSeq lists its product as uncharacterized. The transcript has a single exon. Lineage: Eukaryota; Fungi; Ascomycota; Sordariomycetes; Cephalothecales; Cephalothecaceae. The annotation marks the transcript as partial. The record is from RefSeq and is a predicted model, not a curated record.
AACCCGCCGCCUAGCCACCGAUUGUGGCAGCCGUACGAGACCCUCAACGCCCUUGAGGCCGAUCUGAAAGACUGGGCUAAGGUCCACGGCUUUGCCAUAUCCCGGACGCGUUCUUCGAAGUAUCGCGAAAUUGUUCAAGGCGAGGGCAAGGUCCCAACCCAGGUUGACUGGUACUGCGAUCGAGGAAGGCCUCGUGGGCCAAGAGGGCACUCCCGGACCACUUCCACAUCCAAGGUUGACUGUAGCUGGAAGGCCCACGCUGCUGCCUCGUUCAAGACAGACUAG